CCGUCUCACCCGUGGUCUACCAUGGUCCCUGACGAGUCAAAGCUGGCGAGCGCACGGGCACUAGAGGAAUAUCCUGUCGUACGAGCUUUUGUUUUUGAGUCGAGAGGUUUCUUCUUUCCUCUCUCGAAUUGCGAGUCCCUCCUUUAUACCCCCAUCCCCACCCUUUUACUCCAUCCCACCUUCAGGAAAGGUGAUGGAUUAACUUCGUCGAAGCGCUGGUCGCCAUGACAGCUUCUGAGCAAGCGGGGUCGCUAUUCACCGGUUGGAUACGAUCGUGCUGGUCAUGCUUGUCACCAGGAGAGAAGGGUCAGGAUGCCUUGCCAAGUGAGAGUUAUGGUGUCAAGCGGGAGAUGGAAGUAUGCCAUUCUCAACCGCAUCUUGUGCCCCCUAUGAAGCUGAAGGUGUACGAUGAUCUCCCCAAUCCGAGAAUAAAUCACACUCGGAACUCGCACUCCUUGUCGUCAUGGCUAGAGGAGGGUCGGAAUCUGGCUUCAAGGGCAUCGAACCGGGCAAGUCUGACUACGUCUCGAAGGAGACACCCAAGCACGCCGUUGAAAAUCAGUGGCCCUUCGGAUUUCCGUCGAGUGGAAUCCUUUCAUGAUUAUGUUGCUGUUGUUGGCAGAUACCAACCACUUGAUCUGAGCAUCCAUCGGUCGGGUCACCGAUUGUCAGAUCUACCCUCGUUUGAUUCCUUCCAGCUAGACGAGGAUCAUCAGUUCCCCGUGCUGGCAGUGCCACCCCGGGCUCUCUCACAUCAAAGUAUCCGUCAUCGACGAUGUGUGUCAACUGCUUCUGUAUUCACUGUAUCUCGAAAGCCCGUUGGCUCAGGGGAUCGCCGUUCUCUCGGAAGCGUGCGUCUCACAAUCGAGCCCGAAUAUCAGAAGCCGGUUCACAUUGCAAGCCCUUUGGUGCCUCAUUUCUCUGUUAUCACCCCUGUCAAAGUGAAAGCAAACGAUAUCCUUCAUCCAAAGGGACCUUUACCGGCGUCUGCGUUACGACACAACAGAACCAACUCGGAAGAGAGCAAGCUCACCCUGGAUACCGAUAUCUUAUCCGACAACUCCAGUGAUGCCCAAACACCACGAGCAGUUCAAGACCUCCCCCAGACCCCAGUGAGAUGGAGGGAUCCGGAGAACACAUCAAGCCAGCACUCGCCGAACGAAUCCUCAUUCUCAUUCCUUAGAGAUUCUCCCUCGGCAUCUAGCUCAAUCACGUUCCCAUCCCGGCUAUCAUCAUUGCGCCGUCCUUCCUUCACACCAAGCGACUACCGUAAGACCGUCUCAUCCGUGCCCCUUCCAGACCGUGUCUCACAAUGGUUCUGCCGAGAGCAAGACACCUCGCCCAAACCAAUCUCCCUUGAUGGUGAGAAUGAAUUUGAGUGGGAACGAACUCGCACGUUGAGUGGUACUACCGUUGGCUCAACCAUUACCACCAUUACUGGCGGUGCCAAGUCACGUCCGCCCAAUUUUUCUAUCUCCAGUUCAUUUGCGGGCAGUCCUACUCCGCGAGCCUCGCUGCAUAAACCAUCUAUAAGCAGGGAAAAGGAGCUCGAGUCGGAGAUUUAUCAUCCAACGAACUAUGAAGGUCGGCUGCAACGUCACGGGUUCGCGUCUCGCCAUGGCGAGCCCAUUUUGCUACCGGAGGCUACUAUCGGUGUCGCUUUCUAG
Penicillium pulvis is the source of this 1667-nucleotide messenger RNA. RefSeq lists its product as uncharacterized. NCBI's taxonomy places the organism in Eukaryota, Fungi, Ascomycota, Eurotiomycetes, Eurotiales, Aspergillaceae. The record is from RefSeq and is a predicted model, not a curated record. The transcript is spliced from 2 exons. Bases 225 to 1667 code for a protein of 480 amino acids.